CCUUUGACUGGUCCCCUCGGUUCCGGUGAAACCGUGGGCGCUGGCAAGCGUGAAGACGGCGAGGGUCGAGAAGAGGCGCCUGUGGACGGCGAGCACAAGGACUCGAACCGGUUUCCUGUGUCACUGGUCUGCGCCGGCCGACAGGGUCCAGAAGAAAGGGCAAGACGGACAAGACCAGAGAGAGGAGAAAAGAAGAUGAAAGAAGAAAGAGAAGAAGCAGAAGAAGAAGAAGAAGAGCAAGAGGAGGAAUGGGGCUGUGAGCCGGAGGGAGAGUGGGAUGCUCAAGAAAACGAGGACGAGGAGGUGACUCUGACGCUCAACGCGAGGACAAGCCGGCCACAAGCCUCAGAGACUAGCGGAACUUGGCCGAAAUGGACGAGUGAUCAGGCCAAAGAGAAGGCAAUCUCACUGCGUCGGUGGAAGGGAGGAGCCACUUUGUCGGCGGAGCCGGAAAACCGACUUUUUCCCACCUCUUCGUCGUCGUCAUCCGCCUCCGCUUGCCAACGCUCAUGUUACCCACAUCGUGGUUGUGCACUUUCCUGUCGGCCGCAAGUCUGUACGGACGAUCGCAGACCGAAUAGGCAGGCCUCGUCCGUUCGCUAUCCAGUUGCCUCGGCUCGGGAGUAUCCGGCAAGCUGGCAGAUGCCCGAGGAGGCGAUGACGACUAGCCCACUUGAGGAUUUCGACCAUGACUACUCACUCGGUCAGACUGAUCGGUAA
Protopolystoma xenopodis is the source of this 720-nucleotide messenger RNA. NCBI's taxonomy places the organism in Eukaryota, Metazoa, Platyhelminthes, Monogenea, Polystomatidea, Polystomatidae. The record is from the annotation of a GenBank genome assembly.